UAGUGCAUGCUGUUUGUGUUCCUCCCCGGACAAAAAUAAAAGACGUGCAUUUUAAUAACUUAACGAGCUCACGUGCACACCAUGAAAAACUUUAAAAACAACGCGUCUAAAAAGGCAAAGUUCAAGCCAGGAUCGAAGAAGAGGGAGAACAAAUGCAUCGUAACGUUUGACGAGAAAGACAGACAGGAAUUUCUCACCGGCUUCCACAAGCGGAAGGUGGAAAGGAGGAAAGCAGCAGUAGCAGAAAUUCGAAAGAAAAUCAAGGAAGAGCAGAUAAGAGUCAGAGAAGAAAGGCACAAGGAAUACAUAAAGAUGCUGAAGGAGAGGACAGAAGCUCUGGAGGAUGCUGCAGAUGACCUGGAAGAUGUAAUAACCAGUACAACAGAGUCUGUGCAGUACGAUCACCCCAACCACACAGUGACCGUGACGACCAUCAGUGAUCUGGACCUCACGGGAGCUCACCUACUCGAACCCGCGGCGAACCAGGCUAAUGAGGAGAGCGGCGAUGAGGUAGAGGGGAAGAAAGAGGAAGAGAAAGCAGUCGCACUGCCAAAACGAGCUGGGAAUCCCAUACUUAAUAAAAAGAUCCGCUCUCUUACAACACAGCUUAGCACUUAUACCAGCAAGCGGAAGAGGAAAGGGAAGCAGGAAGGCCAAAGCGGACGGGGCCGUCUGACAGACAGGAGACCUGGUGUCACAGAGGGUAGAAACAAAGGUGGGAGGACCAGCAAGCGUCAGAGACGUAGACAGACGGGGAAGAACGUGCAUCACCAAGACUGAAGGAGUGUGCGGGGGGGAAACGUUUGUCAGCUGAACAUAUUGGACUUUGGGGUGUUAAUGCUCCUGUGUUUGACCAGAAUAUGUGUGUGCACAAAGUUGAUGUGGCUGCUCAAAUGUCUGCUUCAUGUUGGACCAUGUGACAAAACCUGCCUUGUGAAAUCUUGUGCUCAGUUUUGUACAUUUUCCAGUUGUUUUGUAGAUUUGUUAACUGUGUACUGACUGUGCUGUAUUUUUACCUCA
Messenger RNA from Archocentrus centrarchus (flier cichlid), 1020 nucleotides. It is a transcript of the gene nol12, whose product is annotated as nucleolar protein 12. Lineage: Eukaryota; Metazoa; Chordata; Actinopteri; Cichliformes; Cichlidae. The record is from RefSeq and is a predicted model, not a curated record. The transcript is spliced from 6 exons. Gene Ontology annotation, molecular function: rRNA binding. Bases 82 to 780 code for a protein of 232 amino acids. Gene Ontology annotation, cellular component: nucleolus.